Molecule: messenger RNA, 684 nt
Organism: Ophidiomyces ophidiicola
Lineage: Eukaryota; Fungi; Ascomycota; Eurotiomycetes; Onygenales; Onygenaceae
Gene: vti1
Product: t-SNARE VTI1
Exons: 3
Coding region: 1-684 (227 amino acids)
Biological process (GO): macroautophagy; Golgi to vacuole transport; vesicle fusion with Golgi apparatus
Cellular component (GO): late endosome membrane; Golgi apparatus; endoplasmic reticulum membrane
Molecular function (GO): SNARE binding; SNAP receptor activity
Source: RefSeq, a predicted model, not a curated record
AUGUCCAAUCCUUUAGACACAGAUGCCGGGUCUGAACUAUUCAGUAGCUAUGAAGCCGAACUGAAACUCGUGCAAGCGGAUCUCAAUCAGAAGCUGGACCAGAUCGCGGAAGCUGCAGGAGAAGAGAGAAAGUCGGCGAUCCGACAGGCCGAAAGGGCUCUUGAUGAAGCAAACGAACUGCUGGAUCAAAUGCGGAUAGAGAAAGAAAACAUUCCUUCUGUAAGCCGUUCGAAAAUCAACGCCCGCUUCCGCAAUUUCCUCAGCGAUAUCGACGAAGUAAAGCGGAAACUCAAAUCAUUAUCCGACGAUCGAAAGGCUCUUUUUGGUGAUCGAUAUAGGGAUGAACCCGAGAGCGUUCAGGACCAACAUCUGGCCCAAAGACAACAGCUUCUCGCAGGCACGGAACGCUUGGGCCGUAGCUCUGCACGUCUGCAGGAGAGCCGGAGAAUAGCACUUGAGACAGAAGAUAUUGGUCGAAAUACCCUUGCAGAUCUUCAUACGCAGCGUGAAACGAUCGAACAUACCCGUGCUGGGUUGCUGGAAAGCGAGGGAUAUGUUGACAGGAGUGUAAAGACACUGCGAGGGAUGGCUCGUAGGAUGGCUACGAAUCGGAUAAUCACUAUCGCAAUUAUCACUGUCCUAGUUCUUCUGAUUAUUGCAGUUGUUUACAGCAAAUUCCAUUGA